This is a messenger RNA of Antrostomus carolinensis (chuck-will's-widow), 1687 nucleotides long. It is a transcript of the gene HDGFL3, whose product is annotated as HDGF like 3. NCBI's taxonomy places the organism in Eukaryota, Metazoa, Chordata, Aves, Caprimulgiformes, Caprimulgidae. The transcript has 6 exons. The coding region runs from base 1 to 591 and encodes 196 amino acids. The record is from RefSeq and is a predicted model, not a curated record.
AUGGCCGUCUCAUCCUUCACUAAAUUCCCUGAAGUUUUUGCCACAGAGUUAAAUGGCCGUAAGAUUGAUGAACUCCCUGAAGGAGCCGUGAAGCCUCCAGCAAAUAAAUACCCCAUCUUCUUUUUCGGGACUCAUGAAACUGCGUUCCUGGGGCCCAAAGACCUUUUCCCGUAUAAAGAAUAUAAAGAUAAGUUUGGGAAGUCGAACAAGCGAAAAGGAUUUAAUGAAGGCCUGUGGGAAAUAGAAAACAACCCUGGAGUAAAGUUUACUGGAUAUCAGGCAAUUCAGCAACAGAGCUCAUCAGAAACUGAAGGAGAAGGAGGAAAUACAGCAGAUGCCAGCAGUGAGGAGGAAGGUGAUCGGGUAGAAGAAGAUGGAAAAGGAAAAAGAAAGAAUGAAAAAGCAGGCUCAAAACGGAAAAAAUCCUACACUUCAAAGAAAUCCUCCAAGCAGUCACGGAAAUCUCCUGGAGAUGAAGAUGAUAAGGACUGCAAAGAGGAAGAAAAUAAGAGCAGCUCUGAUGCUGGGGACGCAGGCAAUGACACAAGAAACACUUCUUCAGACUUGCAGAAAACCAGUGAAGGGACUUAACCAACAUAAUGACUGCUGAACAUUAAGGGAAAACACAAGAAGGUUACAUGUUUGGUUGUCUAAUACUCUUGGAUUUGAUAUGAGUCACCUCAUCUGUUCAUUAGUAUCAUCAACAGCAUCCCAGUUUGUAUGCACAUUAUUCACAUUCCUAUCUGUUGUGUUUGCAGAAAUGACAUUUUACCCUUUUUUCUAAGGGUUACUUUUUGAUUUUACUAUUAUUUGGUUGCAUGAAGUUGCCCUUUACCAGUGGCUGAGGUUUAUGAAGAUACCGCCUACUUGAACAUGUUUCAGAUUCCUUUUCUAGAUAGAAAAGGUGUAACUCCAAAUUAUAUCAUUCUAAAUCAGCAUUUUUUAAAACCAAGUUAAUCUUAGAAAUGAGUCCCCUCCAUACAAGAUUACAACAAUAUCUUCCACCUACAAACAUAAUUUUAAAUCUCCCUAUAUCCAUGCUUUGUUGAUUUUUGAUCAGUUUUCAACAUAAAAAAAAAAAUUCUCCUUCAGUUGAGAUCACCGCCAAGUUCAAUAAUGUAAUAAAAUACCUUUCCUUAUUAGAAGUACCUAGCUAGUUAUACUCUUAAUACUUCUCAAAAUCAUGAUGUAAUGUACACUAUCUGACUUAGUUCCUAUAUGUGGAGUUAGUGAAAGUCUUUUUGUGUUUCUUUAGAUUAAGACAAGGAUUUUUUCCAAUGCCAACACAAUUUGAAAUCAUUCAUUUGGAUGCUUUCCAUUUUUAAGCUUACUGUGAUAUAGAACCCUAUGGGAAACCAAAAGAAAACAUCAAUUUUAAAUAACGAAAGGCUUAAAAAAGGAUGCUGUCAUUCUGGCUUUUUUUUUCCUUUUGGAAAUAGAACUAGACUAGUAAGUAAGCAUUCCAAAUCCAUUAUUCUGUGUACAUUAUUGUUGCUAUUGUGAUAAUAGAGAUUUUUAUUUAUUUUUAUGCCAGCUUUUAUUGUGAAAACAUAUUUAGUCUGGUUUUAUCAAUCCUUGUUAUGCUUGUCCUUGGAACAUCUUUUGCGUAUUCAAGGUUUGUAGUUGACGAGUUUACUGUAAAAAACUAAAAAAAAACCACAACAAAAAAACAAAAAACAAAACAAAA